Musa acuminata subsp. malaccensis (wild Malaysian banana) is the source of this 1127-nucleotide messenger RNA. RefSeq lists its product as uncharacterized. Gene Ontology annotation, molecular function: ubiquitin-protein transferase activity; zinc ion binding. NCBI's taxonomy places the organism in Eukaryota, Viridiplantae, Streptophyta, Magnoliopsida, Zingiberales, Musaceae. The record is from RefSeq and is a predicted model, not a curated record. Gene Ontology annotation, cellular component: membrane. Gene Ontology annotation, biological process: protein ubiquitination.
GCACUGAGAGAGUGAGAGAGAGAGAGAGAGAGAGAUGGUGGGGGAUUUUAUGGUGUGCGUCGACAGGAUCAUCGGUACGGCGGCGUGCUUCGAGCCAGAGAAUGGCAUCGUGUCGCCGGUAGGGGACGGCGGGUUGGUGGAGGAGGGUUGCUCGGUGAGCAGGAUGGCCAAUGCAGAUAAUAAUAAUAAUAAGAAGAAGAAGAAGAAGGAGAACAAGGGAGGUGAAAUGAUAGAGUGCAGGAUAUGCCAAGAGGAAGGGGAUGAGUGCGACAUGGAAGCCCCUUGCGCUUGUAAUGGAACCCUCAAGUUUGCCCACAGGAAAUGUAUCCAGAAAUGGUGCAACAAGAAAGGAAACAUCACUUGUGAAAUCUGCAACCAGGUUUUUGCCCCAAAUUAUGCUGCCCCAUAUAGACCCAGUCCUGAUGUAAUGGCUGUCGAUAUCAGGCAAAGUUGGGGUUCACGGUUUGAUCUUCAUGAUUCCCAUUUCCUUGCCAUUGCUGCUGCAGAGCAGGAGUUACUAAAUGCAGAAUAUGAAGAUUAUGCAGCCGCAAGUGCCCGUGGAGUUGCUUGUUGCCACACCGUUGCUCUAAUUUUGAUGGUGCUAUUGUUUGUUCGCCAAAUUCUUAGUGCUAUGAAGGAAGUUGGAAUGAUGCAGGACAUAUCAGCAUUAUUCAAUGUAACUCUCCAGUUUGCUGGCUUUCUCAUACCAUGUUAUGUGAUAGCACGUUCCUGCUACUUUAUACAAAGCCGUUGGAGGCGGCAGGUGUAGGAGUUCGAAUGAUGAGUUUCCGAAGAACAGAGAGCGUUCCCCGUUUCAUUGCCAAAUCACCUCUGAUAUUGGUGAGUUGUGCUAUGCAGGUGGAAAUGAAUGUGGGUUCUAUCUCCAUAAGAGUGCACUGUCUGUGUUAAGCUAUCGAACAAGUCCCGAUUUCAUGAAAAUUGUACAUAUGGAAGCUUCUUAUGUUGUGUGUGUCAUGUAUCAGCCCUGCAAUUAGAGUAGGAACAAGGCAGCCUGUGUUUGCUCUGCCAUUGUUGAAUGUGAUUAAUCCUUCAAAACAUUAAUGUGAAACCUUUAUCCAGUGUCCUGAACCAAUCUCAGAAUCAAAUGUUAAUAUAUUUCCUUGGUA